Messenger RNA from Metopolophium dirhodum (rose-grain aphid), 2330 nucleotides. RefSeq lists its product as uncharacterized. The coding region runs from base 648 to 1211 and encodes 187 amino acids. The record is from RefSeq and is a predicted model, not a curated record. The transcript has a single exon. NCBI's taxonomy places the organism in Eukaryota, Metazoa, Arthropoda, Insecta, Hemiptera, Aphididae.
UCCUUAGAACCCAGGUCGAUGUAUUUAUAAAUUAUUGAGUUUAUAUAUUAGUAUAUAACUAUGUAUCUAUAUAAGUAUUAUCAUUUGUCAGUAGUUUAAAGUGUGCUAUAACCAGAGGUGUUCCCAUAGGGUAUACUACAUAUACGCCGUAUACUCUCAAGAUAUUUUGUCAGAACUAUGGGUAUACUGCGUAUACUCUCAAAUUAUAUACAAAAGUAAAAAAAAAACUGGUUUUGGUUACUCAGAAAAUGCUACGAAAGUUAAUUAUUAUUUAUGACGCUGAUAACGGAAUUAUGACACUUAUAUCUUACAACUAUUAUUAGAUUCUCAGAAAACAAGAAACGAACUAUCGCGUUAGAUAGAUUAGAUUAGAUGAUGGAAAUGCGUCUGACUCUGAACACGAUUAAUUUAAUCAGUACAUCCGUUACCGCCGACUUGUAACAUUUUAUUAUUUUUAUAAAUCGAUUGUGCGUUGUGUGAUCUACCGUUCUCUGUUUACCGUGAAUAAGUUCUUAAUUCUUUUAUUAAUUAUUAAUUACUAACGUAUUCAUUUUAUUUGAGCAGUUUUAUUAAUUUAUUUAAUUGAGUUUAAUUAACUAUCCUAAUCUAUUUUACUGUAUAAAGUGUUAUUUAAAUUUUUAUCAAAUAUGAGUUCGAAUUUUAAACGUGAAAGCGGAACACUUGAUAGUUUUUUUAUGCCCCGAGAAAAAAAACCUAAAAAUGCGACUAAUACUGCCAUUUGUGCUACUAGUUCACACGAGCUAGUGAUGCCCAAUGAAGAUAAUUUUGUUAGUGAUAGUCAAAUCGAUAAUCAAAUACAAGAUGUAUGGGAUACUUCCAAAAUUUGGCGGACAUUAGGUUUUUCUGAAUUUGAAAGUGUAGUUGACUUCCGUUCAAGAAAUGUUUUUUCUAGUUGCAUGAAAGCAUUAAAUAUACUCCCAACUUCAACAGCUGAUUGUGAACGAGGGUUUUCCGAUAUGAAUUUGACAAUAACUGAUUUAAGGACUAGAUUAAACAUUGAAAAUGUGUCAGAUUUGAUGUUCAUCUCUAUCAAUGGCCCUUCAGUUGCAGAUUUUAAUCCUAGACCUUAUAUUAAAAUUUGGUUAAGAGAUCACCGUUCUGCCGUUUCCACUCCUAGAGGUAAAGAAAGAAAAGAAAUAGACGACGAAAAUAAGAUGCAGAAAUUAUUUUUUAACAAUUUAUUUAAUUAAUUUUUUUUAGUAUUUGUAUAUUUUCAUAUUUUAUUGACUUAUAAAGGUAAUUUCAAGCUUUUUUUAAAAGUUUGAUUUUUUUUUUCAUAUUUUUAACACAUCCUUUAUAAUUAUAGACCACAGUAAAAAUAUUUGUAUAUUAUUAAAUAUUCAUGUUUAUUACUAAAUCAUGGAUCUUCACCUUGACUAGAGUCUUAGUAUACUCUCAAAAAAAAUAUUGGGAACACCUCUGGCUAUAACCUAUCCAAUUAUCUAAUUAUUACAGUAAAUUAAACUUUUAUCUUUUUUGUGGUUCUAACUAGGUACUAUUUUUAAAUUAGAAAAAUAAUGUUGUUGAACUUUAAAUCGUCUGAACCCCAAAAGACAGUUUUAAAGUGUGAAUAUAGUAAGUCCACACUUUUCGUAUACUAUUAGUCCAUAAAAAAAACAUGGUGUUACUGUUAGUUGUUAAAUGGAGUUGUACAGAAUAGGUAAUAGCUUUAAUCUGCUAGAUUUACUAUUGUCACCAUCAGUAAACAUUUUGAAGGAGAAAACAUAGUCCUUAAUUAAGCAUACGCACCUAUUAAACACUAAAAUAAUUUGGAAGUGUUAAAACUUGAAAAAGUUCGUGAGAAACUGAAAACACGCAAGUGGUAGAGAUAUAGGCAUAUAGCAUAUACGUUUACUCAGGAAACUUCGAACUUCGGAGCAACCGUGACGGAAAUCACCAGUCACCACCACGAUUAACUAUUAAGGAUAUAAUAUCUUUAAUCGUGGCCAUCAAUCUUACUUCUCGAGUGUAAGUUAUCAAUUAAAUAACUUCUGGUUCCGAUGGACCUUCGAACAAUCCAACGUAUUAUAGAUAAUUAUUUUAAUAUAAUAUUUCUCUUGUACCUAUACUGUAAUACAUUAUUACUACUAUUAGGUACUGUAAUAAAUAAUAAUAUAAUCACAGAAUAAAUUAAUCUUAAAUAUAUUUUAUCUAUUCUUCUGUAUAAAUGUAUAAUCAUAGAUUAUACUAUUAAAGAAUCUUUAAACUAUAAUAUGUAUAAGUUAUAAAAGUAUAUAGUAUAUUAUUUUCUUUUUCAUACCUCCCUAUAUAAUAAAUUGUUUUAAAUAUUUUCCACGGUAUUAUGAAUC